AUGUGGAAGAAAGCCAAUGGUUACAAACCUUUUGUGAUUAAUACGACGAUAGAUACUUGCAGGUAUUUAGCUGGUAAAACAAAUCCGAUUGUUGAUGUGUUUUUUGAUAUAUGGAGGCCAUACACAAAUAUUAAUCAUAGUUGUCCUUAUUCGGGUGAUAUGGUUGUUGAGAAAGUUCCGCUUAAUAGUUUUAAAGCUCCUUCUGCAUUUCCUGAAGGAAAUUAUCGUGUUGACCUUGACGUUGCAGCCUAUGGUCAAAAUUGGAUAUCAAAUACAAUAUUUGUUGAUAGUAUCAAAUGUAAUGAGUACAACAAAAGUCUUGGUUAUUUUGCUUACUGUGAUUUGAAGCCGGCCCAUUUCACUAUGUGGAAGAAAGCCAAUGGUUACAAACCUUUUGUGAUUAAUAUAACAUUGGACGCUUGUAAGUACUUGGAUGGUAAACGUAAUCCAACUGCAGAUGUGUUUUAUGAUAUAUGGAAGUCUUAUACAAAUAUUAAUCACAGUUGUCCAUAUACGAGUGACAUGAUUGUCGAGAAAGUACCACUUUAUGGUUUCAAAGCUCCUUCUGCAUUUCCUGAAGGAAAUUACCGUGUUGAUUUUGACAUUGAAGCAUAUGGUUCACCACAACCUGACAUCACAUGGAAAAUUAAGGGCAUCGAAUUCAGUGGCAACGAUCGUAUGCGCAUUUUAAAUGAUGGUUCGCUGUUGAUAAAAUCUGUUAAUCGUCAAGAUGCUGGUGAUUACAGUUGCCAUGCUGAAAACUCGAUCGCUAAGGACUCCAUAACACAUAAGUUAAUUGUUUUAGCGCCACCACAAUCACCUCAAGUUAGUCUCUCAGCCACAACAACUGAUUCGUUGACUGUUAAAUUGAAACCACAUGAAGGUGAUACUGCUCCACUUCAUGGAUAUACUCUGCACUAUAAACCAGAAUUCGGAGAAUGGGAAACUGCGGAGGUUUCUGUUGAUGCACAAAAGUUCUCUAUUGAUAGUCUACUGUGUGGGUCACGUUAUCAGGUGUAUGCAACUGGUUUCAAUAAUAUUGGUGCUGGUGAAGCUUCUGAUAUUUUAAAUACACGGACCAAAGGAUACAAGCCAAAAUUACCAGAAAAAUCACGUUUCAUUGAAGUUUCCUCUAACUCGGUUUCAUUGCACUUUAAAGCAUGGAAAGAUGGUGGCUGCCCAAUGUCGCACUUCGUGGUAGAAAACAAAAAACGUGACCAAAUUGAAUGGAAUCAAAUAUCAAAUAAUGUUAAACCUGAUAACAAUUAUGUUGUCUUGGACUUGGAACCUGCAACCUGGUAUAAUCUACGCAUCACAGCGCAUAACUCAGCUGGUUUCACCGUUGCUGAGUAUGAUUUUGCUACAUUAACUGUAACUGGAGGCACAAUAGCGCCAUUGGAUGACGGUCAAAGUUCUGGAAAUAUACACACACGCAUACGUUUGCCAGCAUGGAUGCCAGAAUGGUUAGAUUUGAAUUUUAUGGUGCCAUUGAUCGCUACUGUAAUUGUUGUUGCGGUGGGUAUACUUGUUGUAUGUGUAGCGCUCUCCAGACGUCGUGCGGAUGAUUUACGCGGUGGACAAAAGGAUGUAUAUUACGAUGUAGUUUACAAUCAGACAAUGGGACCCGGCGCCACCCUGGACAAACGUCGACCUGAUCUACGAGACGAGUUGGGCUAUAUUGCACCACCAAACCGCAAACUGCCACCAGUUCCUGGCUCCAACUACAACACCUGCGACCGGAUUAAGCGAGGCCGUGGUUUGCGUUCAAAUCAUUCCACUUGGGAUCCUCGUCGACCAAAUUUAUACGAAGAAUUGAAACCACCACCGGUGCCAUUACAUGGCAAUGUUUAUGGUCAUGGUCAUGGCACUGCUGAAUGCCAUUACCGGCAUCCAGGCAUGGAAGAUGAAAUUUGUCCUUAUGCUACUUUCCACUUACUUGGAUUCCGUGAAGAAAUGGACCCUACUAAAGCAAUGAACUUCCAAACAUUCCCACAUCAAAAUGGACAUGCACCAGGACCCGGACAUGCUGGCACUAUGGGACCACCAGGACAUCCCGGACACAUGCACUCUCGUUCAGGUUCACAAUCAAUGCCACGAGCCAAUCGUUAUGCACGCAAAAACAGUCAGGGUGGUCAAUCAUCAAUUUAUACACCAGCACCGGAAUAUGAUGAUCCAGCUAAUUGCGCGGAAGAAGAUCAAUACGACAUGGUGUUUGAACCAAGAGUAUUGAUACAAAAAGAAGGUCUAGUACUUGUCAGAAUCCGGGGUAUCUAUGUGUGCAGCUGUUACAUAUGCCCAAAUAUCUCCCAAGAGAGAUUUGAAGAGUUUCUUGAUAGGCUAUCAGGAACAAUCAGAAACAAAACUCCCAUCAUUGUUGCAGGGGAUUUCAAUGCUUGGGCAGUCGAAUGGGGCAGUAGUAAUACGACGCGGAGAGGUAGAGCCCUAUUAGAAACGUUUACCUCACUAAACCUAAUACAACUGAACAAUGGGCAUAGCCCAACGUUCGAUAAUGGUAGAGGCGUUUCCUACAUAGAUCUCACCUUUGUCAGCCCGUCAUUAGUAAGGGGUUCGCAAUGGAAUGUAACAAACCACUACACCCACAGCGACCAUCAUGCAAUUCUUUUUUCCUUAUCGCUGAAAGAGAAGUUUGUUUUGAAAAAAUCGCAGAGAAAAGCACAGCAAAUAGGCUGGAAAACUAAGUAUCUUGACACAGAGAUAAUGGAAUUCAUGACCGAAAACAUGAGUUUCGGAGUCGGGGUUGCUUUUGAAAAAUCAAAUCACCUUAUGAAGGAAUUAUGCAACGUCUGUGAUGCAUCAAUGCCAAGAAAAGGCAGAGGUAAUGGGCGCUCAUCAAACUAUUGGUGGACGGAAGAAAUAGCUUUACUAAGAUCUCAGUGCUUUGCCUCCCGUAGGCAAUUCCAACGUCACAGAUCUGGAGUAGAUGCGGAAAGGCUUCUACAAAAAUACGGAGAGAGCAGAUCUAAACUUAAAAAGGCAAUUAUUAGGAGUAAGAAUCAAGCUUUUCAAACUCUGAUCAAUGAUGUAGACCAAAAUGUCUGGGGCGAUGGCUACAAAAUAGUAAUGCGUAAAUUUAAGAGGUUAAGAGGCUCGUACCUUCAUGUCCUAAAAUAA
Molecule: messenger RNA, 3132 nt
Organism: Teleopsis dalmanni
Lineage: Eukaryota; Metazoa; Arthropoda; Insecta; Diptera; Diopsidae
Exons: 14
Coding region: 1-3132 (1043 amino acids)
Biological process (GO): homophilic cell-cell adhesion; axon guidance; dendrite self-avoidance
Cellular component (GO): axon; plasma membrane
Molecular function (GO): cell-cell adhesion mediator activity; catalytic activity
Source: RefSeq, a predicted model, not a curated record